This is a messenger RNA of Spea bombifrons (plains spadefoot toad), 4385 nucleotides long. RefSeq names its product GRB10 interacting GYF protein 1 (gene GIGYF1). Lineage: Eukaryota; Metazoa; Chordata; Amphibia; Anura; Pelobatidae. The transcript is spliced from 25 exons. The record is from RefSeq and is a predicted model, not a curated record. Gene Ontology annotation, biological process: insulin-like growth factor receptor signaling pathway. The coding region runs from base 442 to 3408 and encodes 988 amino acids. Gene Ontology annotation, molecular function: protein binding.
CGCAAAGAGUGACACAUGUUUACAUAAACACGGAAGCUACAUACGUGCACGCCUAGAGAUCUGUACACCAGGCGGGAUUCCGGAGGGGGACGUCGGCGUAUGGAGACAGCCCGGGGUGCCGCACCAUAGUGUGUUUAGCGUGUACACCACACACAUGCGUGCUUAUAACGAGAGAGUGCUGGGAGUUUAAUGGACAUCUCGCGCUAGAGUCACAACGAUCAGUAAACAGCCGGGCGAGACGACCGCCGGGGGCGUCCUGUGACUUGCGGACCUCGCUGGGGCAGACACUACGGUUAUACCCCUGAGCUCCGGGGGCAAUAGAAAGAGAGACAGAGAGAGCAAAAUCCAGCGGAGAAUAAAGAGAGCGUGAAGAGGAACAAGAACUCCGGAGGGCUGACAGCUUGGAGAGACCGUCCCGCGAAGGUCCCUGGAGACUGAAUAAUGGCUGCAGAAACCUUAACUUUCGGCCCAGAGUGGCUCCGAGCACUAUCCAGCGGCGGUGGCGGCGGCGUGGCUUCCCCCCCUCCUUCCCCUGCCAUGCCAAAGUAUAAGCUUGCCGAGUAUCGCUACGGCAGAGAGGAGAUGUUAGCACUUUACAUAAAGGAGAACAAGGUUCCCGAGGAGAUGCAGGACAAGGAGUUUGCUGUGAUUUUAAACGAGGAGCCUCUGCAGCCCCUGGCGCUUCUUCCCCUCACCGAGGAGGAGCAGAGAAACUUCUCGCUGUCGGUGAACAGCGUCCCGGUCCUGCGAUUGAUGGGGAAGGGAACAGCUCCCCCUCCUGGUGGGGUGUCCAGAGGACGGGGCACAGCUCGGGGACGAGGUCGCGGCCGAGGAGACGCCGCCGUUUUCUCGAGAGCGCUCGAUGAUGGGGAGUCUGGAUUUGGCCGCGGAGGCCGUGAGAUUCACCGGAGCCAAAGCUGGGACGACAGGGCGGAAAGAAGAUUUGAGAAGCCGAUUCGUCGAGAAGCUGUUCGCGUUGGAUUUGAAGAAACGGCCGCCUCGGCUCGCAAGGAAUUCGCCCGGUCUGACAGCGACAACUGGCGCACGCUGAGGGACGGGCAGGAGCAGGAUGAAGAUGGCAACUGGAGGCUGUCCGUGACGCGGAGGGACGAGCGAUGGAGAUCCACAAGUCCUGGGGGUACCAGUGCAGAGGGGCCGCGCUCGGCCGGAUGGAGGGACCAUGGAGAACGCCGUCGCAAGUUUGAUUUUGACAUGGGACGGGAUGAGAGUGGAGCGGCCCCCCGGGGACGAGGUGGAGAUGGCAGCCACGAUGAUGAAAGGGACGGGCUCCCUGAGUGGUGCAUGGAGGAUGAAGAUGAUGAGAUGGGAACCUUCGACUCCUCAGGGGCUUUCCUCUCUAUUAAGAAAUGCCCCAAAGAAACCAUUCUGGAGGAACACGAGCUGGAGUUCCUGGGAGUGGAGGAGGAGGAGGAAGAAGACGGCCGAGCAGACGAGACGGCCGAUCGGCUUCACGAUAACGGCUCUGCUCUUCAUACAGAAGAGACCAACCACGAACCUGCCUCCGGCUCGCCUGAUGCUGCAAACCCUCUCUGGGCACCAGGGCUAUACACUGAGAUGGAGGGCGAGCGCGGCCCGGAGAUGCCCUCCGCGGACGGGGGAGACGGGGCGUUAGGAGAGCAGCUGCAGGCCUCUGUAGAGGAAGUCGAUCCCGGACGCUUUGUUCCUUCUCCCCUCUCCUCUCUCCCGCCGCCCUCCUCGUCCCCCCCAGUUGCUGCUACUGAAUUUUCUGUGGGGGAUCCAGAGGAGGACGAAGGCAUGAAGCAUCUCCAGCAGGAAGCGGAGAAGCUCGUGGCCUCCCUGCAGGAUUCCUCCCUGGAGGAGGACGGCUUCUCCUCCGCUCGCUCUCACAGCGCAGCCGCUCUUCCUCUCACCCACGAGGCCGCCAUGAAAUGGUUUUACAAGGAUCCUCAGGGGGAGAUUCAGGGCCCGUUCAGUACCCAGGAGAUGGCGGAGUGGUGCCAGGCCGGGUACUUUACGAUGUCCCUGCUGGUGAAGAGAGGCUGCGACGAGGGCUUCCAGCCUUUAGGAGAAGUCAUCAAGAUGUGGGGACGGGUCCCCUUCGCACCCGGCCCUUCCCCUCCCCCGCUGCUGGGAAAUAUCGACCAGCAGUGUCUGAAGAAACAGCAGGAAUUGGCUCUGUACCAGCAGCUGCAACAUCAGUACCUGCUCCAGAUACUUAACAGACCGCAGUAUUCCCAGAAGUCAGGAGAUCUGACCCCUCAGCAGCAGCAGCAACUCACCCUUUUUCUGCAGCAGCUUAACCCUUCAAAGUCAAGAGCUCCUGAUUCUGCUCUCCUCCCUGCAAUGAACAGAUCUCUGUCUGUGCCAGACACCGGAUCCAUGUGGGAUCUGCAUACCUCAGCCACGCAGGCAGCAGGUGGGGACUCCGCUUUGUGGGACCUGCCGGUGACAGCUGCAUCUCAGGGGCCAACGUUGGAACAGCUGCAACUGCAACAGAAGCUGCAGGAACGGAGAGAAGCAGAACUCAGGGCCAAGAGGGAAGAGGAGGAACGAAAGAGGAGAGAGGAGAAGAGACGUCAGGAGGAACUGAAACGACGAGACCAGGAGGAGGAAAUGUACCGGCGCAAGCAGACUCGCCAACAGCAGGAGCUGCUACUGAAGCUGAUCCAGCAGAGCGGGCAGCCGACCGGCGCGUCUCACCCGUGGAGCUCUCACGGGAAGGGGCUCUCUCUGAAAGCCAUGCUGGAAAUGCAGGAGAGAGAAGGACAACUUCUCAAGCAGAGAGGACAGUCACGCAGUGUGCAUGGGGGCUUGGGAAUGCCCGGGGGACCCGUCGCCUCGUCUCAGUGGUCUCCUGACUCGGUGUCCCUGUGGGGUGGCCUGGAGAAGAGUCCCUGGGAGGAUGGUUUGAAGAGCACAGGAAGCACAAGAGGACUAAGGAACAGCAGAAGCAGCCCGUCACUAAGCGACUUAUCCUUUUACUUCAGUGACGCGUACGCUGCGUCUGCUCGCCGCAAGAAGACGGAGGAGGAAGAGAAGCUUCUGAAACUUCUGCAGGGAAUUAAACCAUCGGACGGUUUCACUCAGUGGUGCGAACAAAUGCUACACAUCCUCAAUACAUCCAACAACCUGGACGUCCCCACGCUGGUGGCCUUCCUGAAGGAGCUGGAGUCUCCGUACGAUGUGCACGAUUAUAUCCGUUCCUGUCUGGGGGAAACGCUCGAAGCCAAAGAAUUUGCGAAACAGUUCCUAGAACGAAGAGCAAAGUACAAAGCCAGCCAGCGACAGCAGGAAGCCUCCUGGUUUGCUCCAUCCAUAUUCCCAGCAUCCCAGAAUUCCAAGCAGAGCGGAUUCGAUGCACAGAGCAGCAAAAUGAAGAGGAGGAUUCACAUGUUACAUUCGGAUCCCAGCAUUUUGGGUAUAUAGAGCAUCCUGUUCUAUUGGAUACUCCCUCCACGGCUCGUCGGGAGAAAUGGAAGCCAUUGAUGACUACUGAGGCGUACCUUUUCCAUAAACGCCAUCUUCACACGUCGCUCCAUUUGCGGCUUGAAUGCACUGCAAACGUUGCCCCUUCCCUCUGCGCGAGGUGGGGGCAAGAAUAGAGACUGGGAGAGUGGGGUAUGGGUUACCCCAGCCAGAGCCAAGGAGGAGGGGGCCAAGUUACCCCAAUUCCCCCAAACAUCCAUGCACUCUUUUUAAAGCACCUUAAAACAUGCACUUUACAGAAACUGAUCAAAAAUCUGAGUUAUUCCUUUUUUUUUUUUUUUUAUUGUCAUUUUGUUUUUUUCUUUUUGUUUUUUUUUUUUUUUACCCAAAAAUAAGGGGAAAAACUGGAUUUACCGACUUUGACUGUUGUUACUAGAUAUGUGUUUUGUGUUCUUUAGCAUUUUUCGGAUCUUUCAGCCUGUUUUAUUUUUUGGGUUUUUUUGUUUUAACUUUUUGACGGUUUCUGACUUUUUUUUUUUUUCUUUUUGUAUCAAAAAGUUUUCCGGCAACAGAUAAAGAUGUUUAAAGAAAAAUUUAUUUUGGAGGAAAAAAAAAAAAGCAGCCAAAAACACUUAUUUUUUUGUUAUUUUUGUCGCAAAAAAAAAAAUAUAUAUUUUGUUUAGAAAACUAUGGAAAAAAAAAUCGAAAAAAAAACAACCAAAACUUAAAAACAAAGUUAAAAAAAAAAUAGAAACUUUUUCUGUGCUUUUUUUUUUUUUUUUUUGCGAAAUGGAAGUGUUCUGCUUCGAAUUCCCCGUUAUGUAGGGGAGAGCGAGAGGUUAAUCCAACAAAACUUGAAAAAUGCACUUACUCAGCAAUUUUGGUGGGCAUGGGGGGGUUAGUUGGAACUCUACAUUUUUAAAGGUUAUUUUUGCACAGAUAAUUUUUGUUUUGUUAAGAAAAAAAAAAAAAGAAAA